Gamsiella multidivaricata is the source of this 1728-nucleotide messenger RNA. RefSeq lists its product as uncharacterized. The record is from RefSeq and is a predicted model, not a curated record. The transcript has 7 exons. Bases 249 to 1583 code for a protein of 444 amino acids. Gene Ontology annotation, molecular function: NAD+ binding; prephenate dehydrogenase (NADP+) activity; prephenate dehydrogenase (NAD+) activity. Gene Ontology annotation, biological process: L-tyrosine biosynthetic process. NCBI's taxonomy places the organism in Eukaryota, Fungi, Mortierellomycota, Mortierellomycetes, Mortierellales, Mortierellaceae.
CUUCUCGCGGUGCUGACUCGGAGAAAAAGGUACAGACACGCGAACCUUCUCGCCUUCUUCUCUUGCCUUUGCUCUACUGUCUCUCAAAACUCCUCCUGCUCUUCCUCGGCUCUUUAUCCUUUACCGCAACCUCUACCGUCAUAACUGAAAGCAGUUCAAGCUUCCAUUGAUAGAACUAUUCGCCAUUAUCUGGAGUUUCGCCAAUAUAAGUUUAAAGUUUUCAAACAUACAACGUUUCACGCACACAAAUGUCGGAUCAGGAGGCCACCAUCGCUGAAAUGGAGAAGAUCCAGCUUGGCAUCAUUGGCAUGGGUGACAUGGGCAAGCUCUAUGCCCGGAAACUCUUCGCCGCAGGAUGGAAAAACGUGAAUGUGUGCGAUAUGCCGAACAAAUACGACCAAUUGCGUCAGGAAUUCGAAGGCACCGGCAUCAGGGUCAUGAAAGAUGGACACUUGGUAUCAAGGCAGUGUGACUGGAUCCUGUACUCUGUCCCUGCAGAGUUCAUCGACACUGUUGUGGCUACCUAUGGUCCUUCAACAAAGGUCGGUGCCAUUGUGGCCGGCCAGACAUCUGUCAAGGCGCCAGAGAUUGCGGCGUUCGAAAAGCACUUACCUGAGGACGUCUAUAUUAUCACCUGCCACUCUAUGCAUGGACCCGCAGUCUCAUCCCGUGGACAGCCGCUCGUGAUUAUCAACCAUCGCGGAUCUGAUGAGGCAUUGGCCUUGGUGGAGAGGAUUCUGGGUUGCUUUGAGAGCGAGAUCGCGCACUUGUCGUACAAGGAACACGAUAGGAUUACGGCUGAUACACAGGCGGUUACACACAUGGCAUUCCUGAGCAUGGGUACAACAUGGAAACAUCAGAAUAACUUCCCGUGGUUCGAUCCAACUUAUACGGGGGGUAUCGAGAAUGUCAAAGUGAACAUGACUAUGCGCAUUCUCUCCAACAAGUGGCACGUGUACGCGGGUUUGGCGAUCUUGAACCCAUCAGCCAAGGCACAAGUCCGACAGUACUCGUUAUCAGUGGCGGCGCUUUUCAAACUCAUGAUUCAGGAGAGAGAGGAGGAGUUUAUCACCAGGAUUCGAGCUGCUGGCGACUUUGUGUUUGGUAACCGAGGAGACAGGGAACAGAUUUUGCUGUCGGACAAUUUGCUGGACCAGUACUCUCUUGGUAGCGUACCCAAGGAAAAAAUUAAGCCGAACUCUCAUCUUUCAUUGUUGGCGAUGGUUGAUUGUUGGUACCAACUCAAAAUGAACCCCUAUUCGCACAUGGUCUGUCAAACGCCACUCUUCCGCUUCUGGCUUGGUAUUUCCGAGUACUUGUUCUUGAACGAAGAGUACCUUCAAGAUGCUAUUCAGGCUGCACUUUACGCCAAGGAGAUCCGUGAAGAUGAUAUGGAGUUCAUGAUGUCAGCUCGUGGUUGGCAAGAGUGCAUUGCCCUGGGCAAUAUGGACGGCUACAGAGCGCGAUUCGAAGACACGGCCCAGUUCUUUAAAGAUCGCUUUGGAGAGGCGGCAGUGAUCGGCAAGCAGAUGAUCGAUAUGAUCACCAGGAAAACUGUAACUACGGAGACCGCAAAGUCAUAAGGAGCAAUGGGAACAUGGAAUAAAGCCGAAGAGGAGAGAGAGGUGUGUUGAACGCGCACCUGGAUAUGCGCAUAAGCGCGGCUUGUGUUGAUUAUACAACACAGGGCCUCGCCCGCGUCUUUGUUUGUAAACGAUUAAUUACUGA